Molecule: messenger RNA, 1062 nt
Organism: Sinocyclocheilus rhinocerous
Lineage: Eukaryota; Metazoa; Chordata; Actinopteri; Cypriniformes; Cyprinidae
Product: zinc transporter 2-like
Exons: 7
Coding region: 1-1062 (353 amino acids)
Biological process (GO): response to zinc ion; zinc ion transmembrane transport
Cellular component (GO): plasma membrane
Molecular function (GO): zinc ion transmembrane transporter activity
Source: RefSeq, a predicted model, not a curated record
AUGGCUGGUGCUAUCGAGCUGAAGAGGCCCGUUGGAACUCAUUGCCAUGGAAAAAAAGCAGCAUUCAUUGAGAGCCAUGAGAAACACAUAGCAAAGAAGAAACUGUUCAUCGCCUCCAUAGUCUGUCUGGUUUUCAUGAUUGGAGAAGUUAUAGGGGGUUAUCUAGCGCAUAGCCUGGCCAUUAUGACUGAUGCAGCCCACCUUCUGACUGAUUUUGGCAGUAUGAUGGUCAGUCUUUUUUCCUUGUGGAUCUCCUCGAGACCAUCAACCAAGAUAAUGAACUUUGGCUGGCACAGAUCAGAGAUUCUGGGAGCCCUGACAUCGGUGAUGUCUAUCUGGAUCGUGACUGGGGUGUUGGUGUACCUUGCCACUGAGAGGGUAGUAAAAAAUGAUUAUGAAAUUGAAGGCCAUGUGAUGCUCAUCACCUCAGGUUGUGCAGUCGUGGUCAACAUCAUAAUGGCCUAUAUUCUACACCAUUCCACGACCUUCCACAGUCAUGGUUCAGGCUACCACAAGAUUGAUGAGAAUGGGAUGAGCCCUGUGGGCCAUGGCCACUCCCACAGCCUCCUGGGUAAUCAUGGGAACACCAGUGUCAGAGCAGCAUUUAUUCAUGUUUUGGGGGAUCUCUUACAGAGCUUUGGAGUGAUGGUGGCCGCCAUCACAAUCUACUUCAGGCCAGAAUAUAAAGUAGCCGAUCCCAUUUGCACUUUCCUCUUCUCUGUGUUCGUCCUGGGCACCACCAUUACCAUCCUGAGAGAUGUCUUCCGCAUUCUCAUGGAGGGGGCUCCCAAAGGAAUAGAGUUUAAUUCAGUGAAGGAGGUGCUGCUGUCUCUGAAAGCAGUGAAGGCCAUGCAUAGCCUACAUCUAUGGGCUCUCACCAUUGGCCAGAGUCUGCUGUCUGUUCACAUAGCUAUAGAGGAGAACGCUGACCCUCAUAGUGUCUUAAAGGAAGCCACUGAACUCCUUCAGACCAAAUUUGGCUUUUACAGCACAACCAUUCAAGUGGAACCUUAUUGUGAGGACAUGAUCCACUGCGCCCAAUGCCAGGACCCUAUGGACUGA